Messenger RNA from Paramecium sonneborni, 1429 nucleotides. NCBI's taxonomy places the organism in Eukaryota, Ciliophora, Oligohymenophorea, Peniculida, Parameciidae. The record is from the annotation of a GenBank genome assembly.
UCUUAAUUUAAAGGUAUUUCAAAACAUAUUGAACACUAUAUUAAAUAAUCAAUCAUGAGCAAAAGUAGCUUAAUAACCAUUUUUACUUUAUCCAAUGGAAUGGUAAUGGAAAUAACUACUUAUAAUUUAGAUUGGAUCAGCUCCAAUUGUACUUCCUGUUUUGUAUAAUCAAUAUGGAUUAAUUAAUGGCAUAGUUUUCUCUUUUAUCAUCUGUUUGACCUCAUGUAUAACAUGUCUAAUUGUAAAAAAAUAUCAUCAAAAGAAAGAAGUAUUAAAAUAUAUUAUAUGAUAGGUUGAUUUGCAAUUUGUAAUUAAUCGAAUUCUAGGACCCCACUUAUAGACAACUUUCAAUCUAAUUACAAUAAUCUUUUACAUUGCUUGUGCAUAAAUUUAAGUAAUAAUUUCUUGCUCCCUUAUAUAUUCAGUGAUAUCAUUAUUUAUAGAUUCAGCUCCUUAAGUAAAAUAUUAAAUAUUACUUUAGAAUGUCUUCACUUUCACUUAAUUUUCUUACUAAAUUCUUGGAAUGAUCUAUAUUCUUAUUUUAUUACCGACUUUUUUUAUUAAAGAUAUUACACCUUUACUUAAAUUACCAUCAUAUGCAUCAUUAGCAACACUUUUAGCUGUCAUAUUUAUUAUCUUUAAAGGAUCACAAACACCUUCAAUCACUAUUUGGAAAUCUAAUGAUGUAACAAUAUUAUUAAUUUAGAUUGCUGUAUUACCAAGUGUAUUUUAGUUGGCAUUUUUAGGUCAUAGUUUAGUAGUUCCACUUCUAUCUAAAUAAGAUAGUAAGCAUAAAUCAAGAGAUAUAAUUAUUGCUUACAUUUUAACAUUUACAAUUUAUUAAAUUGUUGGACUUUUUGGCAGUUAUGCCCUUUUUCAAAGAACACCUUAAGAUGGACUUUCUGGAUAUACAAUUUUAGAUUAUUUUCCAUAAUCAUAAUUAUUUGUUAUUAUUUUACAAGUAAGUAUCAUAAUAUUUUAUAGAUUUUACUAUUCAUUCAAAUUAGCUUACUCCUCCCAAUUAUUUAAUAUGUAGCUAGAUUGAGAUUUUUUGCAUUUUUUCAUGCUAAAAAUCCUAAACCCUAUAUGUUAAUCAUCUUUUCUUUCAUGUUUGCAUUUAUUUGUUUAGCUUUUGAAAUGAUGAAUUUAAAUUUAGAAGUUUUAAUAAGCUAUACAGGGUAUUUAUUAUUUAAUAAUUAAUAGAGCUAUUAUAGGAUCAAUAAUUGCUUACUUUUUACCUAUUGCUUGCCACAUUAAGAUGAAAUAUUUUAAUAACAACAAAGUUUAAGAAUUUAAUUUAAUUGAAUCUGAUUAAGAAUUGAAUUAAAAGAAAAUAGGAUUUUUAGAAAUCUUAUUUGAUUGCUUAGGUUGUGGAAUCAUAUUAUCUAUUGGUUUUAGUGUUUUAAUACUCAGAUUUAUUUAUGCAUGA